Messenger RNA from Ceratina calcarata, 3510 nucleotides. It is a transcript of the gene Prp5, whose product is annotated as pre-mRNA processing factor 5. Lineage: Eukaryota; Metazoa; Arthropoda; Insecta; Hymenoptera; Apidae. Gene Ontology annotation, molecular function: ATP binding; nucleic acid binding; RNA helicase activity. Bases 170 to 3268 code for a protein of 1032 amino acids. The record is from RefSeq and is a predicted model, not a curated record. The transcript has 5 exons.
GAAAACAGAAUUGGUCUCAUUUCGCGCAGUGUGCGUGGUUUACAUUUUACGUUUUUGAACGGAGUUGGUAUCUUCUAUUUUAAUAAAAUUGAUUGAAAACUGUUCUUAAAUGUUUCGGAAAUAGAAUUUUGCGUCAGUGCUUCGUUCUCAUUCAACGGGAUUAUUGAUCAUGGUUCGGAGUAGCGACAAAAUCAGGGAUAGGCAUCACAGGAGGCGAUCGAGGACGCGGUCGCGAUCGAGAUCGACCACGCCGGAGAAGAAGCGUCGACGAUCUAGGAGCAGGGACAGGGACAGGGAACGGGACAAGGGUCGGCACAGAGAAAGGCGAAGUCGUUCCAGAGACCGGGAUAGGGACAGGAGAGAUCGCUCCGACAGAGACAGGGACCGCGACAGGAAACGUGGAGACAGUAAAGAAAAGCGUCUUACAGGCUCAAAGUCCUCGCGUUCAGGCAAAGAUCGAUCGAACAGAUCGAGAUCGCGGGAGAGGAAGGAGAAAGAGAAGGGCGAGAGCGAUGAAUUGCCAUUCGAUCACACUAAAUUGGACAAGGAGGAGGAACAGAAACGAUUGGAACUGGAAAUGCAAAAGAGAAGAGAGAGGAUAGAGCGGUGGCGGGCGGAACGGAAAAAGAAAGAAUUGGAGGCGACUAAGAAAGAUGGUAAGACAUCGAUUUUAGCAAAUCUUCAGCUGCCCAUGAAAAAGUGGUCGCUCGAAGACGACAGUGACGAGGAGACUCCCGUUGUUCAGAACAGCAACAAGGAAGUGAAAGAAGAUGGGGAAAUCAAGGAAGAGGUCGAAGAGGUUAAGGAAGAAGUGAAGGACGACGAAGAGGAGGUCGAUCCUCUAGAUGCGUUCAUGGCAGAGGUCCAGGAAGAAGUUCGAAAGGUGAACAAGCUGGACAACAAGAGUGCGAAGAACACUAACAACGGCACGACCACCGGUGGAACUCAAAGCGGGGGUGUCGUAAUCGUGACUGGAGUGGCCAAGAAGAAAGUGCAGAAGCAGAAGGGAGAGUUGAUCGAGCAGAAUCAAGAUGGGCUCGAGUAUUCGAGCGAGGAGGAAGGGGAGAAUCUUCAUGAAACAGCUGCCGGUAUUGCGAACAAACAGAAACGCGAGUUAGCCAAAGUUGACCAUGCGACAACGGAAUAUCAGCCGUUCAGAAAAUCGUUCUACGUCGAAGUACCUGAGAUCGCGAGAAUGACGUCGGAGGAGGUGGAGGCGUACAAAGAAGAAUUAGAAGGGAUUCGCGUGAAAGGGAAGGGUUGCCCGAAGCCAAUUAAAUCGUGGGCGCAGUGCGGCGUCACGAAGAAAGAGUUGGAAGUGCUGAAGAAACUCGGUUACGAGAAACCGACGCCCAUUCAAUGUCAAGCCAUUCCCGCGAUCAUGUCUGGCCGGGAUUUGAUAGGCAUAGCGAAAACAGGCAGUGGAAAGACCCUGGCGUUCCUUCUGCCGAUGUUCAGGCAUAUUCUGGAUCAACCACCGCUGGCCGACGGUGACGGGCCGAUCGCGUUAAUCAUGACACCGACCAGGGAGCUGUGCAUGCAGAUCGGGAGAGAUUCGAAAAAGUUCACCAAGUCUUUGGGUUUAUCCCACGUUUGCGUUUAUGGUGGUACAGGCAUAUCGGAGCAGAUAGCCGAAUUGAAGAGAGGCGCUGAGAUAAUCGUGUGCACGCCGGGCAGAAUGAUCGACAUGUUGGCGGCCAACAGCGGACGAGUAACGAAUCUACGUAGAGUUACGUACGUCGUUCUCGACGAGGCCGACAGGAUGUUCGACAUGGGUUUCGAGCCGCAAGUCAUGCGAAUCAUGGAGAACGUUCGACCCGAUCGACAGACCGUGCUGUUCAGCGCCACGUUCCCACGGCAGAUGGAAGCGUUGGCGAGAAGAAUCUUGACCAGACCCGUGGAAGUCCAAGUCGGUGGACGGUCCAUCGUCUGCAAGGACGUCGAGCAACACGUGGUGGUGCUAGAGGAGGAUCAGAAGUUCUAUAAGCUGCUCGAGAUCCUCGGCCACUAUCAAGACAAAGGUUCCACUAUAAUAUUCGUGGAUAAGCAAGAGAACGCGGACACGCUGCUGAAGGAUCUCAUGAAGGCUUCGUAUUCCUGUAUGUCUCUCCACGGUGGUAUCGAUCAGUGCGACAGAGAUUCGACGAUAUUAGAUUUCAAAGCGGGAAGAACGAAGCUGUUGGUCGCUACUUCAGUGGCUGCCAGAGGCUUGGACGUGAAGCAUCUCGUACUCGUAGUGAAUUACGAUUGUCCGAAUCAUUACGAAGAUUACGUGCACAGAUGCGGAAGGACAGGAAGGGCUGGGAAUAAAGGAUACGCGUACACUUUCAUCACGUCGGAGCAAGAACGAUACGCGGGUGAUAUUCUCCGAGCUCACGAACUAGCCGGAGUGCCAGUGCCCGAACCGUUGCGUCAACUGUGGGAAGGGUACAAAGCCCGGCAGGCAGCAGACGGCAAGAAAGUCCAUACCGGGGGUGGGUUCAGUGGUAAAGGUUUCAAGUUUGACGAAUCCGAAGCAGCGUUAGCGAACGAGAAAAAGAAGUUCCAGAAGGCAGCUCUCGGACUUCAGGACUCCGACGACGAAGAUAUAGAAAAUGACAUCGAUCAGCAGAUUGAGAGUAUGUUAGCUCCGAAGAGAACGGUUCGCGAGAUCGCCAGGCCAUCUGCUGCGAACCUCGCCGUGCCCGGUCAGCCAGUGCCCAGUGCGACAGAUAAAUUAGAAUUAGCUAGGCGAUUAGCGUCGAAGAUCAACAUAGCGAAGAACCUGGGAGCCGAGGCGAAGGGAGCGACGCAGCAAGCGGCGGAGGCUAUACUCAAAGGUGCGGGACCAACCAAUCUCAUCACGGCGAAGACGGUCGCCGAACAGUUAGCUGCGAAGUUGAACACCAAGUUGAACUAUCAACCGCGCGAAGAGGAUCUCGUCGAAAGCGACGCGGAGACUGGGGAACAGACUUUCCGAAAAUACGAAGAAGAACUGGAGAUAAACGAUUUCCCGCAGCAGGCCAGGUGGAGAGUCACGAGCAAAGAAGCCCUCGCACAGAUCUCUGAGUAUUCCGAAGCUGGCCUCACCGUCAGAGGGACUUACAUCGCACCUGGUAAAGCUCCGCCAGAAGGCGAGAGGAAGUUGUAUCUCGCCAUCGAAUCUACCAGCGAACUGGCGGUCAGCAAAGCAAAGGCAGAGGUCUCGCGAUUGAUCAAAGAGGAAUUAAUCAAGUUACAAGCUUCCGGGGCGCACACAGCGUCUCGUGGCCGAUACAAGGUUUUGUAAAGAAAAUAAUGCUCUUCGUUUCGUAAUUCUCUGCAUUAAUGGUAUAUAUACAAACACUUAUAUAUGAUUCAUUUCGAUGAACUGCGUACGAUAAAAAUUAGAAAUUUAUUAUAACUUAUAGAUAUGUCUAUACAAAAAAGUUUGUAUUUAACAACGAGAACUUUGAUUAACACGUUAUUACCUGGUAGCAUCUGCGUGCUAUCCACAUUUUUAAUAACAAACACACGAGGCGAAACAAGAGA